This is a messenger RNA of Cololabis saira (Pacific saury), 4252 nucleotides long. It is a transcript of the gene gc2, whose product is annotated as guanylyl cyclase 2. NCBI's taxonomy places the organism in Eukaryota, Metazoa, Chordata, Actinopteri, Beloniformes, Belonidae. The coding region runs from base 300 to 3776 and encodes 1158 amino acids. The transcript is spliced from 24 exons. Gene Ontology annotation, biological process: protein phosphorylation; cGMP biosynthetic process; receptor guanylyl cyclase signaling pathway. Gene Ontology annotation, molecular function: peptide receptor activity; ATP binding; protein kinase activity. The record is from RefSeq and is a predicted model, not a curated record.
CAUAGACACAAGUACCAGAGCUGCAAAGCCUCCACACGCUUGCAUGCAUGAUGCUUAUGAUGUAGCGACACUAUUUGGCUUGAAAUGGUGAGGAUGUACCUGCAUGGCACCUUGUUAGGACGUCUCGGAUGUUUCAAACAAGAGAAGCAAUGCAACCUGCCUUAAAUGUGCUGCUUCGGGUCGGGAGAUUUGCCUUGAAGAGACCAAACACCUGCUCAUCUCAUAAAUGCGGGAGGUGCAACACCUUCACACCUUCUUCAUCCACCCUCCACUGAGUUGACGAGGCGGUGAAUCUUGAGAUGCCUCACCAGCGCCGUGCCUUCAUCUCCUCACUUCAGACACGGGAGCAGACACCGAACACAUCCCCUGAUGUUCAUGUGACCUUCCCUCAUCACGCUGCUCCUGCCUCAACUCCAGUUCCCCGGCAGCCACCUGCAUCAGUUUCCUCUCCCUCUCAGUGCUCCUCUUGUUCGUCUCCUUCUUCUUCACCCCUCUCCCUACAGUUUUCCCGCCCCUCCUCACAUGGCCUCCUCAGGGUCGUCCUCCUGGCCUCCCUGUGUUUACUGCCGUGUGCAGUACAGGCGGCCGGGUUUCGGGUCGGGGUGGUGGGACCUUGGCAAUGUGACCCUUUCUUUGCCAAGGCCCUUCCUAACGUGGCGGCACAGCUUGCCGUCAAUCGCAUCAACAAAGACCCCUCGCUGUCCUACGCCGUGACGUUUGACCAUGCCGUGCUCCAGGAGCCUUGUGAGACAUCCAGGGCGCUGGAGGCAUUCGUGGGUUUCCGGACCAAGGCCUCUGGGUACAUUGGACCGGCCAACCCCGGCUACUGUGAUGCUGCUUCGAUGUUGAGUAAAGGCUGGAACAAAGCAUUGUUUCCUUGGGCUUGUGUUGGCUAUGAGCUGGACGACAUCCGGAGCCAUCCGACCUUUGCCCGAUCCAUGGCGAGGCCCACAUCGGUGCUGCACAGUGUCAUGAGCUACUUCAGAUGGGCUCACAUUGGCAUCAUCUCUUCCUCAGAAGACAUCUGGACGGAUACAGCAACUAAGGUGGCUGACUCAUUGAGGAGCCAUGGUAUGUCGGUCAGGCUGGUCAGUUUUAUGGAAAACACGCCUCACGGGAUUAGACGAACUCUGGCCAAGGUCCGCAAGAUGACAGAAAUACGAGUUGUGAUCCUCUGCAUGCACUCGGCGUUGAUCGGUGGCUCGACGCAGAAGCUCCUCUUGGAAACAGCCUACGACAUGCAGAUGAUCGACGGCUCCCUGGUGUUUGUGCCCUAUGACACCCUGCUCUACAGCCUCCCCUACCGCAAUGUGACCUACCCAGCUCUGAAGAGCAGAAGCAAACUGCUGCGGGCCUAUGACGCCGUGUUGACCAUCACCAUUGACUCGCCCAAGGUGUCCUUCUACGAGGCCUACAGAGAGGCCAUGGAGAGGGGGGAAGUGGCGAGCACUCUGCAACCCCAGCAGGUGUCUCCACUGUUUGGAACCAUCUACAACUCGGUUCUUUUCAUGGCUCAUGCUGUGCAUCGUGUUCGGGAGUCUAGAGCAUGGAUGUCUGGAGGAAACCUGGCGCAGCAUACGCGUAACCUUGACUUUGAGGGCUUCAGCCACCAAGUCAAAACCAGCAGCUCUGGAGCAACCCAGCUCGACUACCUGGUACUCGACACAGAUGGAUAUUCCUCGGUUCUGAUGCCAACAUACAGGGUUGACAUGGAUGUUGGUAUGGUUCGCUUCUUGGGCAAGGACAUCCACUUCCCACGAGGCUACGGACCUAGAAGGGACUCUGCCUGCUGGUUUACUCCCGGGGUCCUCUGUUCAGGGGGUGUGGAUCUGUUUGUGACCUUCAGCAUGUUCGUUGGUUCGAUCGCAGCCUCCAUUUUUGCCGUGGCUUUCUUGUACUGCGCCAGACGACGCAUCAAUCAAAUUCGACUGGUCAGAGGUCCCAACAAGAUCCUGCUGACUCUUGCAGAUGUGACGUUCAUUAACCCGUCGCUGAGCAACAAGAAGCUGAGUAUGGACGACAGUGGAGGGCGGAGCACGUCUGAACGUAGCCUCGCCACACCAGUCUCCUCCCUGCCCCCGGCCACCUAUGAAAACUCCAACGUUGUCAUUUUUGAGGGGGACUGGGCGUGGCUGAAGAGACUCCCCAAUGGGAAGUUUGGCAGGAUCACCACCAAAACCAGCGACGUGUUUGAACUGAUGAAGGACAUGCGCCAUGAGAAUGUCAACCCUUUCCUGGGCUUCUUCCAUGACUGCGGCGUGUUUGCCAUCGUGACCGAGUUCUGCUCCAGAGGCAGCCUGGAAGAUCUGCUCCUGAACGACGACGUCAAACUGGACUGGAUGUUCAAGUCAUCUCUACUUUUGGAUUUGAUUAAGGGUAUGAAGUACCUCCAUCACCGCGGCGUGUGUCACACCCGUCUGAAGUCUCGUAACUGUGUUGUGGACGGGCGUUUUGUGCUCAAAAUUACAGACUAUGGAUACAAUGAGGUCCUGGAGUCUCAAAGGUUCCCCUACAUUGAGCCACGUCCAGAAGAGCUGCUGUGGACAGCUCCUGAGCUCUUGAGAAACGGGUUCCCGGGGCUCCAUGGGACUCCAACUGGGGAUGUUUACAGCUUUGCCAUCAUCAUGCAGGAGGUUGUGGUCCGAGGGCCUCCGUUCUGCAUGUUGGACCUCUCUGACACAGAAAUAAUAGAGAAGCUGCGUAAGCCCCCUCCUCUGUGCCGUCCAGUGGUCAGUCCAGACUACGCCCCGAUGGAGUGUAUCGCCCUGAUGAAACAGUGCUGGAACGAACAGCCAGACAAGAGACCCCCAUUUGAGGAGAUUUUUGACCAGUUUAAGAACAUCAACAAGGGGAAGAAGACCAACAUCAUAGACUCUAUGCUGAGGAUGCUCGAGCAGUACUCGUCUAACCUGGAGGAGCUGAUCAGAGAGCGAACGGAAGAGCUGGAGAUCGAGAAACAGAAGACGGAGAAGUUGCUAACCCAGAUGCUUCCUCAGUCUGUUGCAGAGGCUUUGAUGGUGGGAGGAUCAGUGGAACCCGAAUAUUUCGACAGCGUGUCGCUCUAUUUCAGCGACAUCGUCGGCUUCACCACCAUCUCUGCCAACAGUGAACCCAUUGAUGUGGUCAACCUCCUCAACGACCUCUACACGCUUUUCGAUGCCAUCAUAGGAAACCAUGACGUCUACAAGGUGGAGACCAUUGGCGAUGCCUACAUGGUGGCGUCAGGUAUUCCCAUACUUAACGGCAACCGUCAUGCAGCGGAAGUAGCCAACAUGUCUCUAGACAUCUUGAGUGCUGUGGGAACAUUCAAAAUGAGACACAUGCCUGACGUUCCCGUCAGGAUACGCAUAGGACUCCACACAGGUCCAUGUGUAGCAGGUGUGGUAGGUCUCACUAUGCCGCGCUACUGUCUGUUUGGGGACACGGUGACCACCGCCUCUCGUAUGGAGUCCGGUGGGAUGCCCUACCGGAUCCACGUCCAUGAAAGUAUGGAGAAAGUCCUGCGGGAACUAAAUCUUGGCUACAAGCUGGAGUUGAGAGGGAGGACAGAAGUCAAAGGAAAAGGAAUAGAGGAGACGUACUGGCUUGUAGGAAGAGAUGGAUUCACCAAACCUCUGCCUGUUCCUCCAGAACUCAAGUCCGGCACGCCACUGAACACAUCAAGGGACUUGAAGCAGGUGUUUCACAAGGCGGUGAAGAAGAUCGCUCACGUCCGCGUUGUGACUCAGCUCUACAUGCACGAAGACGACGACAACGUCAUGAUGGCACACCACUGACCGGCUCGGCCCGAGGUGCUGGCUGAACGCACCUUUAAACAACGUUUCACAGGCAGCAUCAUGAAGCUUCCCUGCUGUUUCCAUGUGAACUCUCUGCUCUCGAGCCUCCACUGAUGGAGGAGGAGGAGGAUAGUGAACGUGUUAGCUCAGAUUAAGAGCAGUAACAGUGUAUUAGCGUCUGCUGUGGCGCUAUCUAUAGAGGCCGACCAACGGUGACUCAGCAAAGCGGGGAUCUGCAGAAACCGUCUGUCAGCAGCUGAGGAACGCAGCUAAUCUCCCUCGUUCACUUCCUCUUCCUUUGCUCAGGUGUUUCUGGGAGGAAAUGAAUCUGGAAGAGGUUUUGUGGUGCUCAUUCUCAAUGCUAAAAAAAAAUACCCCCCUUACAAGUCAGUGUUCAUACUUAACCACUUAUAUUUGUAUAUUUGUAUAUAACUAUAUAGUAAAUAGUGGAGAGGUGACUAGAAGUGAGCACACGG